Messenger RNA from Lachancea sp. 'fantastica', 1149 nucleotides. The record is from the annotation of a GenBank genome assembly. NCBI's taxonomy places the organism in Eukaryota, Fungi, Ascomycota, Saccharomycetes, Saccharomycetales, Saccharomycetaceae.
AUGACUUCUGUCAGCGGCUUCUAUAUCCCACCUGUAUCCCUAUUCGGUGAAGGCGCCAUCGAAGAGGCUGCCAAGCAAAUUCGUGAACAAGACUUCAAAAAUGUUCUUAUUGUGACAGACCCUGGUAUCGCCAAGAUCGGACUUUCAGGAACCGUGACGAAGAUCCUCGAAAAGCUCGGUCUCAAUGUGGCCAUCUACGAUCAGACUCAACCAAAUCCCAACGAAAGAAACGUCGAGGAUGGAUUGAAGGUUCUCAAAGAGCACAAUUCAGACGUUGUUGUUUCUAUUGGCGGUGGUUCUGCUCAUGACAAUGCCAAAGCAAUUGCUCUGGUGGCCACAAAUGGCGGCACCAUUGGAGACUAUGAGGGUGUCAAUCAAUCGAAAAAAAAUGGAUUGCCUUUGUAUGCUAUCAAUACUACUGCAGGAACUGCCUCUGAAAUGACGAGAUUUACCAUCAUCACGAAUGAAGCGAAAAAGACUAAGAUGGCCAUUAUCGACAAUCAUGUAACUCCGGCAGUUGCCAUCAACGACCCUGCAACCAUGUACGGCUUGCCUCCUAGUUUGACUGCCGCAACCGGGCUCGAUGCCCUGACCCACUGUAUCGAAGCCUACGUCUCCUCUGCGUCUAACCCUAUUACUGAUGCGUGUGCCCUAAAGGGAAUUGACCUGAUUCAGGAAAGCUUGGAAAAAGCUUUCCUCAGCGGGUCUGACAAGAAAGCGCGCACCGACAUGUGCUACGCCGAAUAUCUGGGUGGUAUGGCUUUCAACAAUGCUUCUCUCGGCUAUGUUCAUGCUCUUGCUCAUCAACUAGGCGGGUUUUACCAUCUCCCUCACGGCGUGUGCAAUGCCGUGCUGCUUCCCCACGUUCAAUACUUUAACAAGGCCGAUCCAGCCACCAAUAAGAGGCUAGCGGAUGUUGCUAUUCAUCUCGGUGCUAAAGAGCAAACAGCAGAUGCUGCGAUCGAAAAAGUAUUGGAGCUGUGCAGAGCGCUAAAGAUACCAAGAAACUUAGAGGAGCUAGGUGUCAAGAAGGAAGACUUUGAGGCAUUGGCCGAGCAUGCUAUGAAAGAUGCAUGUCACGCAACAAACCCAAUUCUUUUCGAAAAGAAGGAAGUUGUUGCCAUCUUGCAGCGCGCUUAUGAGUACUGA